Archocentrus centrarchus (flier cichlid) is the source of this 1376-nucleotide messenger RNA. Its product is annotated as programmed cell death 1 ligand 1-like. Gene Ontology annotation, biological process: cellular response to lipopolysaccharide; negative regulation of T cell proliferation; positive regulation of T cell proliferation. Gene Ontology annotation, cellular component: external side of plasma membrane. The transcript is spliced from 5 exons. The coding region runs from base 265 to 843 and encodes 192 amino acids. The record is from RefSeq and is a predicted model, not a curated record. Lineage: Eukaryota; Metazoa; Chordata; Actinopteri; Cichliformes; Cichlidae.
UGGUGUUUAUUUCUUCAACAGGUUUUUAUUGCUGCACACGAUUUGUUAUUCAUGCUUGUGCGAUCUUCAGCACAGAUAUAUGAAGAUGAUGAAAUAGAAGCCUGAGUGCUGGAUUCAGCCUGACAACCUGCUGAAGGUUCAGUGUGACCAGGAACUCAAACUGAUUCAACUAUCAGGUCGUUACACAUGUCAAAUGUUAUGCGGUGCACAACAAAGCAGACAAACUGCAGCCUCAUCAUGAGACUCUGACCCUGGAAACACAACAUGGAUGCUGGAAAAUCUGGGAUGCUCUGCUGGAUUCUGCUGUUUGUCUUCUUUCCACUGCCUACAUCUGCAGAGCAGAAAACCAUCACAGCUGAGUCUGGACAGGACGUCCCUCUGACAUGUCGAGCUCCAAAAAACAAAAACAAAAUCAUAGUUGUUGAGUGGAGCAGAGCUGAUCUGGAUUCAGAAUACGUCCUUUUGUACCGGGAUGAGCAGUUUGCUCCAGAAGAGCAGCAUCCAUCCUUUAAGGACCGGGUGGAUCUGCAGGACAGACAGAUGAAGGAUGGAGACGUGUCUUUGAUCCUGAAGGAUGUGACGACUGCUGAUAGUGGAACAUAUCAGUGUCGUGUCGUCCUGGGAGAUAAAAAACACAGGAGCAGAGCUCACCUGAAGACUCACCCCAUCAUCACCAUCAACCUGAGAGUUGCUCCUCCAGGUCCAGGAGGAUCUGUUGGUCUGAUCGUCGGUCUCUCAGUUGCAGCUGUGCUCCUCAUUGCUGCUGUUAUUGGUUUGUUGAUCUACAUAAAGAAACAGAAAAAAAAGAAUCAGGAUUCAAACCAGCCUAAUGCUGAAGUGUAGCCUGUUUGACAUGUCCGAGCUUUUCCAGCUGAUCUCAGUCUCCUUCUCAGAGCUGAUACUGAGCAUUCAGGGGAAAGACAGAUGAGGAUAUAAUGAAAUUAAUGUCUGUGAGUGCUUUAAUUUGGUGCUAAGAUUUUCUUCUUUUUCUUUUAUGCAAAAAAAAAAAAAUCAACAAUAAGGUGAGGAAACGUUUUUAGUUUUAAUGUUUAAAUGUCUAUUAAAAACUUUUUGUUUUUAAUAUCUGAAAAAUAAUCCAAAGUCAAAGUUGUGCCUUUAGCUCCAUGAAAACCAGCUGGAAGUCUUCGUCCUGGUUUGAAGAGAGGAGUUUGUUAAGAACAAAAAACAGAAGAAAAUCUGAUGAAUUAUAAACAUGUGUUCAUGCUGUGAGGAGCGACUGUAGCUGCUGCUUUAUGUGUGACUGCUGCCUCCUGCUGGGCUCUUUGAGUCUCUCUUUAACUGCAUCCAACGAUCUGCUUCAGCUCAAAGAGACGAUUAAACCCUCGUCUCUGAAUCACAGAAGAAUCUGAAGAUUA